AACCUUAAAGAAGAUGUUUUCUGAUCAUCCUGCUGCUGCUUAGUUUAAUUUAUCCUGACUGUAACUAAUACUAACAGUAUAUUUAUUACCUGCCCUGUAUGCAGUCAAUAAUCCAGUCAGUGUCAGGGCGCCCCCUGCCGGCCAACAGGAGUAAUUACACUUAAUAAGGAUUAAUUGGUUAAGAUGAGUCUUUAACAAAAACUACAAUAACCACAAUGCGCCGCUCUAAUGGGAACCUUUCAGACAGAGAAAAGGUGAUCCAUAGACCGAAACCGGGUCUCUACUAGAUCAGCUGAAGGAGACGGAUUAUAAAGUCACACACACACACACACACACACACACACACACACACGGUCUGUCUCUGCAGCUGGUCCUCCCUCACUGCACAUAAACCGGGUCAGCAGCUGAUCCAGGACAGAUGGGUCUCGGUCUGCAGCUCUCAGUCUUUACGCAGACGGUCUUCAGGAGACUCGGUGCAUGGAGGACUCGGAUCUGGGAGGAUCGAUGCAUGGUCCAGGGGGGCAGAGCGGAUCACACGUCAGAGGACACAUUGAUGAUCGGAGUCAAAGUGCAGACAGGAAGCUGCUCCAGUAUCAGCGCCAUCAUGGAGCGGGGUUCUGGUUCUGUCCCGGGUCUCAUGUGGGUCCUGAGUGUCCUUGUUUGGUGUUCAGGUCCGGUGCAGUCUCACCCUCAGUGUCUGGACUUUAAGCCCCCGUUCAGGCCGAUCAGAGAGCUGCAGUUCUGCGUCAUGUACCGGGACUUCGGCUGCUGUGACUACGACAGAGACCAGCAGCUGAAGAUCCGGUACUACUCCAUCAUGGACCAGUUCGACUACCACGGGUACGCGACCUGCGCGAGCAUCGUGCAGGACCUGCUCUGUCAGGAGUGUUCCCCGUUUGCAGCUCAUCUGUUCGAUGCUGAGGACCCGAGCACCCCGAUCAGAACCAUCCCCGGACUCUGUCCGGACUACUGCUCCAUGUUCUGGAGGAAGUGCAGCUCCACCCUCCCCCUGCUGUCUGAUGACCCGAUCGUCUCUCGAGUCCAAGACGACGAGUCACGUCUCUGUCGUUACCUAGAGCUGGAUGACCCUGACUACUGCUACCCCCACCUCCUCAGCAACCAUAAACUGACCCAGAACCUGGGCCGGGUCCAGUCGGACUCCGACGGCUGUCUGCAGCUUUGCCUGGAGGAAGUCGCCAAUGGGCUGAGGAACCCGCUUGCCAUGGUGCACGCCAAUGACGGCACGCACCGCUUUUUUGUUGCCGAGCAAGUGGGCCUGGUGUGGGCAUACCUGCCGGACCGGUCUAAACUGGAGAAACCAUUCCUGAACAUCACAAAGGUGGUCCUGACAUCAUCCUGGGAGGGGGACGAGAGAGGAUUUCUGGGACUCACGUUCCACCCAAAUUAUAAGUACAACGGGAAGCUUUACGUGUACUACUCUGUGGAGGUCGGCUUCGACGAACGGAUCCGUAUCAGCGAGUUCCGUGUGUCUGCCAGCGACAUGAACUUGGUGGAUCACACCUCUGAGCGGGUCAUUCUAGAGAUCGAUGAGCCAGCCUCUAAUCACAAUGGAGGACAGCUUCUCUUUGCAGACGACGGUUAUUUGUACAUUUUUACCGGGGAUGGAGGGAUGGCUGGAGAUCCGUUCGGGAAAUAUGGGAACGCCCAGAACAAGUCAGCUCUGUUAGGGAAAGUUCUGCGCAUCGAUGUGGACGACAAUGAAAGAGGUCCAUUGUACAGAAUUCCUCCUGAUAAUCCGUUCAUACAUGAGCGCGGCGCUCGUCCUGAGGUUUACGCAUAUGGCGUCCGCAACAUGUGGAGAUGUUCAGUGGACAGGGGCGACCCUCAGACCAAAGAGGGCAAAGGUCGGAUCUUCUGCGGGGACGUGGGUCAGAACAAGUUCGAAGAGAUCGACAUCAUUGAGAAAGGUCGAAACUACGGCUGGAGAGCCAAAGAGGGAUUCUCCUGCUACGACAAGAAGCUGUGCACCAACAGCUCACUGGACGAUGUCCUGCCGAUCUAUGCCUAUCCUCAUAAGAUGGGGAAGUCAGUGACCGGUGGCUAUGUGUACCGUGGCUGCGAGUAUCCUAACCUGAAUGGCAUGUACAUUUUUGGAGACUUCAUGAGCGGGCGUCUUAUGACUCUACAGGAGGAGAGGAGCUCAGGUGAUUGGCUGUAUAAUGAGAUAUGUAUGGGUCGGGGUCUCACCUGCACCUUCCCUGGACUCAUUAACAACUUUCAGCAGUACAUCAUCUCCUUUGCCGAGGAUGAGGCCGGUGAGCUGUACUUCAUGUCCACUGGAUUCCCGAGCGCCACGUCUCCUUCAGGAGUCGUGUAUAAAGUUGUGGACCCAUCAAGACGAGCUCCACCACGCCACUGUCACUACGACCCUCAGCCAGUCAGAGUGAAGAGCCACCUCAUCAAGUUUGUCCCUCAGGAGACAUUGAUCGGGGAGGAGCCUCUCAGCAGGCACCGGACAGAGGCUCCGCCCACAGAUUCCUAUGAUUGGAUCCAGGAACUCAUAGAUCGUCUGGGGGAAUUGGAACCAGACCAGACCACAGCUUCGCCAACCACCAGCACCACGAAACCCCCCCGUCACUCAAGGAGGAAGGGCCGCCGCAGGAAGGGAAAAUCCAAAGCGGAGAGUCGAGCAGAGGUCCAGGAGGGAGCAGUGAGGUUGGUGGGGGAUGAAGAGGGGCGGAGUGACCAAGGGCGUGUCGAGGUGUUUGUGGGCGGGGAGUGGGGCACCGUCUGUGACGACCUAUGGACCACCAAUAAUGCAGCGGUGGUCUGCAGACAGCUGGGCUUCAGAUUUGCUCUGAAAGCAGCUAAAAACUCAGAGUUUGGCGAGGGGCGAGACCUGCGCAUCCUUCUGGACGACGUUCAGUGUGAAGGGAGCGAGAACACACUACUCGACUGCAAACACGCUGGCGUGGGAACACAUAACUGCGCCCACUACGAAGACGCUGGGGUGAUCUGUGGAAACUCAGACCACGUUAUACACGUCUGAGCGUUUACAGUCAAUAACUAUGAUCAGUAACAUGUCAAAGUUUUAAUUCAUCUAACACUGUUAAAAACAGACAGUUGUGAUAUUGAUGAUGAACACAGUCAGACCUCAUGACCGCCAGGAGAGGUUAAACAGAAUUCAUCAGGAAAUUAAAAGAUCAUAGACGUAAAAUAAUCUGACUGUGAUUUGUGUCAGCAGAAUAAUAGCAGAGUUUAUCCUCAUAGAAAGAUAAUUAUAUUUUUAUACACUGAACACAGGGAUGGAUGUAUCAUAAAUCAAGACUUACUUGGAUCAAAUGUUAGUAAUCAGAUAUUAUUCAUAUCAGCUGAUUGUACUGAUCAUCUGUAACCCAGCAGGUCUCAUUCUGCAGUAAUGUUUCAUAUAUUAAAGCUGGGGUUGGUAGUCAGAUUUAGAUACACUUUUUGUUAUACUGGUUAAAAUUAUAUGUCCCGAUGGCAAUCAAUACAUAAUGUGUUCUUAA
Notolabrus celidotus (New Zealand spotty) is the source of this 3488-nucleotide messenger RNA. RefSeq names its product HHIP-like 1 (gene hhipl1). Gene Ontology annotation, cellular component: membrane. The coding region runs from base 419 to 3010 and encodes 863 amino acids. The transcript has 9 exons. Lineage: Eukaryota; Metazoa; Chordata; Actinopteri; Labriformes; Labridae. The record is from RefSeq and is a predicted model, not a curated record.